ACCCGCCGCAAUUUAACCGUCCUCUACUCUCAAUCUACCCAAGAGGCUAACUAAACAGUGGCCCUGAUCAUAUCGCAACUGCAACCCUUGCCUGUUUUUUCUCAAGACCCACAGCAUCACCUUUGCAAGCCUCUACUAGGCCACUCUCGCAUCGUACGAAACGCGCGCAACAAGCCCCCGCGCAGCUCACCGCCAGACAUGGCCACAAAUGCAGCCGCCAUCAACGUCAAUGAUCCCGGACUCAUCACGCUGGUGAACAAACUGCAAGAUGUCUUCACCACCGUUGGCGUCCAAAACCCCAUCGACCUUCCCCAAAUCGCCGUCGUAGGAUCCCAGUCAAGUGGAAAGAGUUCGGUGCUGGAGAACAUAGUCGGCAGGGACUUCUUGCCGCGAGGAACUGGUAUCGUGACAAGACGCCCGCUCAUCCUGCAACUCAUCAACCGAGCACCCCUGCCCAAGUCGCAAGAGAACGGCACCGCCGCUGAGGCUGUCGACGGUGCCGCAGACAAAGAGUCCAAUGUCGAUGAGUGGGGAGAGUUCCUGCAUAUUCCUGGCCAGAAGUUCUACGACUUCAACAAGAUCCGCGAGGAGAUUGUGCGCGAGACCGAGUCCAAGACUGGUCGCAAUGGUGGCAUCUCGCCCGCCCCCAUCAAUUUGCGCAUCUACUCACCCAACGUCCUGACUUUGACCCUGGUCGAUUUGCCUGGUCUCACAAAGGUGCCUGUUGGUGAUCAACCCCGCGACAUUGAGCGCCAGAUCCGCGAAAUGGUCCUCAAGCAGAUCAGCAAACCGAACGCUAUCAUUCUCGCUGUCACCGCCGCCAACACGGAUCUGGCAAACUCGGACGGUCUUAAGCUGGCUCGCGAGGUUGACCCCGAAGGUCAGCGCACCAUCGGUGUCUUGACAAAGGUUGAUCUGAUGGACGACGGCACUGAUGUUGUUGACAUUCUUGCUGGCAGAAUCAUUCCUCUACGACUGGGAUAUGUGCCCGUUGUCAACCGUGGUCAGCGCGAUAUCGAGAACAAAAAGGCCAUCUCCUACGCGCUGGAGCACGAGCGCGCCUUCUUUGAGAACCACAAGGCCUACCGCAACAAGAGCAGCUACUGCGGUACUCCUUACUUGGCCCGCAAGCUCAACUUGAUCCUCAUGAUGCACAUUAAACAAACACUACCCGACAUCAAGGCCAGGAUUUCUGCUUCCUUGCAAAAAUACACGGCCGAGCUUGGUACUCUUGGCGACUCCAUUCUCGGUAACAGCGCGAACAUCGUCCUCAAUAUCAUCACCGAGUUCUCGAAUGAGUACAGAACUGUUCUUGAGGGAAACAACCAGGAACUCUCGAGCAUCGAACUUUCCGGUGGCGCCAGAAUUUCCUUUGUGUUCCACGAGCUAUAUGCCAACGGUGUCAAGGCUGUCGAUCCAUUUGAUCAGGUCAAGGAUAUUGAUAUCCGCACUAUCCUUUACAACUCUUCCGGCUCUUCGCCCGCUCUGUUCGUCGGUACUACCGCGUUCGAGCUCAUCGUUAAGCAACAGAUUAAGAGAUUGGAAGACCCUAGUUUGAAGUGUGUUUCUUUGGUUCAUGACGAGCUUGUGCGCAUCCUGGGUCAACUCCUGAACAAGCCGCUGUUUAGAAGGUAUCCUUCCCUCAAGGAGAAACUCUACCAAACUGUCAUCACAUUCUUCAAGAAGUCCAUGGACCCCUCGAACAAGCUCGUCAAGGACCUUGUCGCCAUGGAGGCCUGCUACGUCAACACUGGCCAUCCCGAUUUCCUUAAUGGACACAGAGCCAUGGCCAUUGUCAAUGAGCGUCGCCAUGCCGCCAGACCUACUCAAGUAGACCCCAAGACUGGCAAGCCUCUACCGCCCUCCGCCGUUCCCCCGCGUGCGGCAAGCCCUUCGCUUUCUCUUGAUGGCAACGAGGCUGCAGGCGGUUUCUUCGGCAGCUUCUUCGCCAGCAAGAACAAGAAGAAGAUGGCCGCCAUGGAAGCGCCUCCACCGACGCUCAAAGCCAGUGGCACGCUCAGUGAGAAGGAGAGUGAAGAAGUCGAGGUCAUCAAGCUUCUCAUCACCAGCUACUUCAAUAUUGUGCGCCGCACGAUGAUCGACAUGGUUCCCAAAGCCAUCAUGUUGACUCUGGUGCAGUUCUCGAAGGAAGAAAUGCAGCGCGAGCUUCUGGAGCAAAUGUACCGCACACAAGAAUUCGACGAUUUGCUCAAGGAGAGUGACUACACCGUUCGCAGGCGCAAAGAGUGCCAGCAGAUGGUUGAGAGCUUGGGCAAGGCGAACGAGAUCGUCAGCCAGGUGCAGUGAUUUUGAUCGGUUCAUUGCAUCUGCAUGCUAUCCUGACUGUGUGACCCCUUUGGUACUCUGGCGUAAUAUGCGCUUUUUCCGUAAACCGGAAUCUAGAAGAGAUGAGGCGGAUGGGCCAUGAUGGGACGGGAGACAGGACUGGAGACCAAAAGAUGAUGUUCUCUGUCUUGGGUUAGCGAUCGAUGGUUUAUGUAAGCGGAGAGAGCACACUGAACAC
Molecule: messenger RNA, 2524 nt
Organism: Aureobasidium subglaciale EXF-2481
Lineage: Eukaryota; Fungi; Ascomycota; Dothideomycetes; Dothideales; Saccotheciaceae
Exons: 4
Coding region: 199-2307 (702 amino acids)
Biological process (GO): peroxisome organization
Cellular component (GO): cytoplasm; microtubule; membrane
Molecular function (GO): microtubule binding; GTPase activity; GTP binding
Source: RefSeq, a predicted model, not a curated record